AUGAUUGAAUUUCCAUCCGUGAUGAUGACGGACGAGGUCCUAAAAGAAGCUACCUCUUACCAUUCCUCGCGUGUUGUUUCAUGGAAGGACGGUUCUAUGUCAGGAGCAGUUUAUCCAAUGAACAAUGACUUGAAUGAAUUGCUGAUUCAAAUUCAAAAGAUGACUCUCUGGUCCAAUCCCUUACACAUGGACGCCUUUCCAGCUGUUCGUCGCAUGGAAGCCGAGGUAGUUCGGAUGUGCCUAACCAUGUUCAACGGAGACGCUGACAGCUGCGGCACUAUGACCUCCGGGGGAACGGAGAGCCUGAUGCUGGCGUGUCUGGCCUAUCGCAAUCUGGCCUACAAACAAGGAAUCAAGCGUCCUGAAAUGUAA
Mesocestoides corti is the source of this 372-nucleotide messenger RNA. The record is from the annotation of a GenBank genome assembly. Lineage: Eukaryota; Metazoa; Platyhelminthes; Cestoda; Cyclophyllidea; Mesocestoididae.